UCCAUAUCUCUCACUUUGUCUCAUUUGUCUUCCAAUAACUCUAUUAUAUAUCACGCUUUCACUAUCAAUCCACAAAAAGUGUGGAAAUUUGUUUGAGAAGUUCACACAUAUACCUCCUUCUUAGAGGGGACCCGAGUGCGCUAGAAACCAAUCAUGCUUGAGGGAGAGGGAAGAAGGUACACGGUGUGGCCACUGGUUUGAAGUCAGUGAUCAUGACAUGGACUUGAACGCGUUUUCUCGUGGACUAGUCACCCUGAACUCAAGUGAAGUGUGAAACCAACGUUCCUAUAAUCCUUGUCGUAUUUGCAUCAACUUGAUCUCUGGUGCUCAUUUUUUCCCAGUAUUUCAAUCCCAAAGACCCACUACUGCACUUUCAAACCCUGUUGAAUUUGAACCUCUCAAGUUGUGACUUAUAUUUUUCUUCCUUAAUUGUGAUUAUUAUCGUUUUGACGGUUUAACAAGCCUCCAAGACCAAUAGAAAGAUUCAUCAUAUUGAUAGGUGCAGUUUUGAAGUAUUACACAAGACUCAACAAGUCAAGUCUUUGUGUAUGAGAUUGGUCUCACUUCCCUUCCUUCUUCCAUGGUCAUUUCCCCACUUCAAUUAUAUUGGCGUAUCAAGCACUUUAACUUGGUGUUAUAUUCUCAAGAGUGAGUGUAGACAAACAUAAGAGAAUCAAAUCCAAGUUGGAUUCUGUUCAUUCACUUUUUGCUCAUAAAGUUGAGGAUUCAUGAUGAGUACUACAGUUUAUGAAUUUCUGUUUCUUUUGUUUGCUCACUUUACUCUGCUUCUCUUGGUGGGUGUUGAUGGGAAUGAGUACCAAGGAGAGUGUCCACCUUCAUUUAGCUGUGGAUAUCUUGGCAAUAUCAGUUUCCCCUUCACUAAAACAGAACGCCAGGACUGUGGCUUUUUGCCCAUACCCAAUUGUGAUGAUCCAAUGAUCCAAUUACAGAAUCAAGGAAAAUUGUUUACUGUUUUAGGCGUUUCUCACUCUCAGACUAGUCCUACCGCAACAACUGUUCAUCUUAGAGACAACCAUCUCUACACACUUCUGGAGUCCAGGAAUUGUGAAGCCUUCAGGGAUAAUUACACUCUUCCUCCCACCUCUCACUUUGCUUCUUUUCAUAUCCGUUACAAUGUAACCAUGUUCAGAUGCAACCGCACACUCCAUGUCAGCCCGCCAAAAUACGUGCAUAAAUAUACAAAGUGCCAUGACUACGAUCUCUUUUACAGUUACAACAUCACUGCUGAAAAUUCUUUGGCAGCAUGUACGAAGGUUCAGCUUCCAAUUAAAGACGUCCCUGACUCUGGAGACCCUUUUACAUUCGUGACCGCUGAUAUCUUCACCGAAGUAAAAUUAACAGAAGAGUGUGCAAAUUGUCACUACCACCAUAGAGGGCAGUGUCAACUUGACGGCAGAGAGGAAUUUUGUUGUGUCAAUGAGCAAAAAGGACUGAGUCGGAAUGCCAAAUUGGCUAUUGGUUUAAGUAUCGGAAUCCCAGGCAUCGUGAUAAUUGGGUUGGUGCUGUUUCUCCUCCUACUCUGCAAACGAAAACAUGUUACCUCUGGUGGACACUUCCAAUCUAGUAAUUCUUACUCUGAUUCCUCCUCACAUGCACGCCGAGAAAGUGGUAGUGCGUACUUUGGAGUUCCACUCUUCUCCUAUGAGGAGCUUAAAAAGGCAACAAACAAUUUUGACCAUACAAAAGAACUUGGAGAUGGAGGAUUUGGUACUGUCUACUAUGGGAAACUUCUAGAUGGACGGGAAGUUGCUGUCAAGCGCUUAUAUGAGCACAACUUCAGGCGAGUAGAGCAGUUCAUGAAUGAAGUUCAGAUCCUCACUAGUCUCCGUCACAAAAAUCUUGUGUCCCUCUAUGGCUGCACUUCACGGCACAGCCGUGAACUACUCCUUGUGUAUGAAUAUAUCUCAAAUGGCACUGUUGCUUGUCAUCUCCAUGGUGGAUUAGCCAAGCCUGGUUUACUACCAUGGUGUACAAGACUCAAAAUUGCCAUAGAGACUGCUAAUGCUUUGUCUUAUCUCCAUGCUUCCGGUAUCAUCCACCGUGACGUGAAAAGCAGCAACAUUCUCCUUGACAACAAUUAUUCUGUCAAAGUUGCAGAUUUUGGCCUUUCAAGACUGUUCCCGUAUGAUGUCACUCAUGUCUCCACAGCGCCACAAGGGACUCCAGGUUACCUUGACCCUGAAUAUCAUCAGUGCUACCAGCUUACUAGCAAGAGUGAUGUGUAUAGUUUUGGAGUUUUUCUCAUUGAGCUAAUAUCUUCUAAGCCUGCUGUUGAUAUAAGCAGGAGCAAGGAUGAGAUUAACUUGUCAAAUCUAGCCAUAAAGAAGAUUCAAGAAAGUGAAAUUGGUGAUCUGGUAGAUCCUUUUAUUGGUUUUGACUCAGACAAUGAGGUUAAGGGGAUGAUAGUUUCAAUGGCACUCUUGGCAUUUCAAUGUUUGCAGAUGGACAAGGAGUUAAGACCUUCCAUGCAAGAAGUCUUGGAUGAAUUGAGGAGAAUUGAGAGUGUGAAGGAUGAGAUUGAGCUUGUAGAGGAAGCAGAUGUUCAUGGUGUUGGAGUUGCACAGAGUAAUGUACAUCCACCACCACCAGCCUCACCUGAAUGGGAUGAUAUUGGCUUGUUGAAGCAUGUGAAGCAGCCGAGUUCACCAAACACUGUUACUGAUAAAUGGGAAAGUAAAUGUACUACUCCUAAUAUCAGUAGUAAAUCACUUUAGCUAAUAUCAAUUGUUCAUAGUCCAUUUUUCCGGAUCAAAUUUCAUCACUCAUUAUUUGUUGAAAAUGAGUGAAUCAAGGUACCAGUAGCAGUAUAGUCUUAUCCGCUUGUACAGUUGAUUAUAAUAUGAUUAUGCGAGGAAAAGUACUAAACAUAAUAAGACGUGGUAGUUAUCUUCCA
This is a messenger RNA of Lotus japonicus, 2914 nucleotides long. Its product is annotated as LEAF RUST 10 DISEASE-RESISTANCE LOCUS RECEPTOR-LIKE PROTEIN KINASE-like 1.2. The coding region runs from base 729 to 2735 and encodes 668 amino acids. The transcript is spliced from 4 exons. NCBI's taxonomy places the organism in Eukaryota, Viridiplantae, Streptophyta, Magnoliopsida, Fabales, Fabaceae. Gene Ontology annotation, molecular function: ATP binding; protein kinase activity; polysaccharide binding. The record is from RefSeq and is a predicted model, not a curated record. Gene Ontology annotation, biological process: protein phosphorylation.